GAUCUUAAUAUUAAAAAUAAUUUGCAUCAGACACCUCUUCAUUUGGCAGCUAUGAAUGGUCACGGAGGUGUCGCUGAUGUGCUUCUCAAGAAUGGAGCUAACGCUAAUAUUGGAAAUAAUUUGAAUACCACACCUCUUCAUUUUGCUGCUAUGAAUGGUCACAAAAAUGUUGCUGAACUUCUCAUCAACAAAGGCGCCAAUAUGGAUGUCAUGUCUCAAUUCAAUGAUACACCUCUUCAUUAUGCUGCUAUACAUGGUCGCAAGAAUGUUGCUGAACUUCUCAUCAAAAAAGGAGCCAAAGUUGAUAUUAGAAAUCUGCAGAAUCUAACACCUCGUCAGUUAGCUGUUAAUUAUGGUCACGACAAUGUCGCCAACCUUUAAAACCAGGGGGAUUGAAAAUUUUGACACAUAGACACUAGCGCUGCAGUUUGCUUGUCAGUUGGUCAGCUGCACAACUAACAAUCAUGCUGAUGGAGCGGCCACACAAAAACUGGAUCGGUCAUAUAUUUUUGAUUCAUUUUUUUUUGGUUUUUGUUAAUAAAUUUGAUUAUAACA
This is a messenger RNA of Sitodiplosis mosellana (orange wheat blossom midge), 555 nucleotides long. RefSeq names its product ankyrin repeat domain-containing protein 65-like. Gene Ontology annotation, molecular function: protein binding. The transcript is spliced from 5 exons. The record is from RefSeq and is a predicted model, not a curated record. NCBI's taxonomy places the organism in Eukaryota, Metazoa, Arthropoda, Insecta, Diptera, Cecidomyiidae. Bases 52 to 381 code for a protein of 109 amino acids.